Molecule: messenger RNA, 3056 nt
Organism: Neurospora crassa OR74A
Lineage: Eukaryota; Fungi; Ascomycota; Sordariomycetes; Sordariales; Sordariaceae
Product: MATE efflux family protein
Exons: 4
Coding region: 548-2545 (665 amino acids)
Biological process (GO): xenobiotic detoxification by transmembrane export across the plasma membrane
Cellular component (GO): membrane
Molecular function (GO): xenobiotic transmembrane transporter activity; antiporter activity
Source: RefSeq, a predicted model, not a curated record
GGCGCUCUCUUAACACGUCUGCAAGGAAGGAUCCAAAAGGCAAGAAGUGGGGGGGAAAAAUUCCAUGUCAGACAAAUGUUAGUUGUUUUGACUUUAUUACUCGACACUUUCAUUCAGCGGUUUCUCUUUACCCGAACCUGUCUGUCAAACUGUUCCUAAACCUCUCGAGAAUCAUUCCCUCGGUUCCCUUCGGUGGCAGCUGUCGUGCCAUUCUCAAAGAACCCUCUGAUUCUCUUUGCAGUCUGCACGAACGCAUCUGAUCAUCGGGUUCGUUGAUUGGCUGGAUUGCGUCACCACAAAGACAAAUUAGUCUAUUCCGCUCGAGCAAGGCGAGAGGACACGGCGUUCUGCAGUUUGUGACUAUCAACAUCUGUGAGAUCAAGGCAAGCUUGAAUUCUUGAUAUUCAGGUUUGAAGGGUUGGAUUAAAGGCGUGUCUUACAUCAAAACCGCGUUCCGAGUUUCUCACCGUCUCUUGUUAAAAGAGGAUCAAAUCUUGGCGUGGGCCGACCUCGAGAGGAAAAAGCUCAACAAGAGGAAAGGUCCAACAUGUCUUCCUACCAAGCCAUCCCUCCCAAGAAAAGGUCGGGUGCGGGCCUUGACUUUGCGUCUUCUUUCCGUUCUGCAUCGCCGCUGGCCCAAGAGGUGUUGGCCCGAGACUUGGCUGAAUUCUCGGAUGAUGCGGUUGACGAAGUCGACAAUGAAGCUCUAUCCGUAAGCGACAACGAGGACGAGACAUCGGGUCCUACGCUUUACAGACGACCUAGCGGUGUCGCCUUUGGGGCGAUUAGACCUGCCCUAGCUGGGCCCGGAGGACUAGAAGAAGCGCCAAUUCUCACCAGAGCCGAAAGGACGCGAAGUCGUGACGAGGAGCGAUCUCUCCUCAGAGACAACCACAUCCUUCCUCCGAAGCAUGACCGUCCACCGCAAAAGCCGACACUGUUCAGGGCUUUAUAUACCCGAAUCUUCAGUACCAAAGUCCCGCGAAGGAUAUCGGAUGAAGAAGUGGCCGCCAGUCCUAUCCAGAUUGUCAUUGCCCCUCCCACACCAACAGUGACCGAGACUGAGCCAUUGCUUGGUGAAAGAAGUCUCCGACACCGCGGCGCCAUUGGUCACGGCGAUGAACCCUCAUCUCACGAUCACGACCAUGAACACGAGCACCUCAACGAGCAAUGGGAAGCCGCCGUCGCGGCCGGUCAGAUCAAGACCACGUGGCAGCGCGAAGCCAAGACCAUUGCUGUUUAUUCACGCUCUCUCAUCGUCACUUUCCUGCUCCAAUACUCCCUCAACGUCACCUCCAUCUUCGCCGUCGGCCGCCUAGGCACCCUCGAGCUCGGUGCCGUCUCCCUUGCCACGAUGACUGCUAGCAUCACCUGCUAUGCGCCCAUCCAAGGGCUCGCCACCUCUCUCGACACGCUAUGUGCCCAAGCCUACGGAAGCGGCCAUAAGACGCUCGUAGGGCUGCAGCUCCAACGCAUGGUAUAUUUCCUGCUCCUUCUGCUCAUUCCCGUUGCGGCAAUCUGGCUCAACGCCGAGUCGAUCCUGGCCGCCAUGAUCGAGAAGGACAGCGCCAAGCUGGCGGCCCAGUAUCUCAGAGUCAUUCUCCUCGGCACCCCUGCCUAUGCCAUGUUCGAGAGCGGGAAGCGGUUCGUGCAAGCCCAAGGCCUGUUCCACGCUACCACCUACGUGCUUUUGAUCGCGGCGCCGGCCAAUGUGCUAUUGAACUGGCUCUUUGUGUGGAAGCUCGGGUGGGGUUUCAUCGGCGCUCCGCUGGCGGUCGCGGUAACCCAGAACAUGCUGCCCCUGCUUUUGUUGCUGUAUGUCUGGAAGGUUGACGGGAGGCAGGCAUGGGGAGGCUUCAGGAAGGCGGCGCUGAAGAACUGGGGCCCCAUGGUUCAGCUCGCGCUGCCGGGAAUGGUGAUGGUCGUGGCGGAGUGGUUCGCGUUUGAAAUUCUGACGCUAGCGAGCGGGAGGAUUGGUGUCGCUCACCUGGCGGCGCAGAGUGUUCUUGUUACUGUCACGUCCACAACAUUUCAAAUCCCCUUUCCGUUGUCGAUUGCUGGCUCGACCAGAGUUGCUAACCUGAUCGGGGCUAAGUUGGUGGAUGCUGCGAAGACGUCAGCUAAGGUGACUAUUGUCGGCGGUGUCAUCGUCGGUCUCUUCAACGUGACACUACUGUCCGUCUUCCGGAACCAGAUCGCUCUGUUGUUCACCCAAGACCCCGAGGUGAUCGAGCUGGUGGCCCAGACACUUCCCGUGUGUGCCAUUAUGCAGUUGUUUGAUGGCAUGGCAGCGGUGUCGCAUGGUCUGUUGCGGGGAAUCGGUCGCCAGGAAAUCGGCGGCUAUGUGAACCUCAUCGCGUACUAUGUGGUUGCCUUGCCCUUGUCGUUCGGCUUGGGUUUUAGCUUGGGAUGGGGUCUCGUGGGCUUGUGGAUGGGAGUUACGUUUGGACUGUUACUGGUGUCUUUGGUUGAGUAUUGGUUCAUCUGGUACUCCGAUUGGGAAUUGGCUGCCAGGGAGGCAGAAAACAGAAAUGCCUCUGGUUAGCAGCACCCGAGUGUCUUUCAAUAUUCAAGCAUUUCGGGCGGUCCCACACGCUGCGAUAAGGACGGGAGCAUAUCACUGCGUGCCUCGACAAUGAUCUGGCGCUUAUCACAUUAUUUAGAAUUUCGGAAUUUUACUACUAGUCCUCACGUCGCACGGGUGCUAUAUGGUGACUGAGAGCGGAAAAUCAUCAACUCGGUAAUGGUACCUAGGUUUCCAUCCGUUCUUCGGCGUUUGAGCAUCGUGCUGCUGGCGAGUGUUUUCAGACGAAGUGCAGGGUAAGCGGGCACCCUCGCCUGGCGCGUUGGUCGCUGACGUCUUGUCAGGGGAAACAACAAAUGGGAGUGCUCAUCCGUACUCCAAAGCGUGGGGAAGCGAAUGCAGGGAUCAACGGUACCUGAAUUUCACUACCGAGGGAUGGCUCGGCGGUGAACAAAUCAAUAAAGUGUGCUGUAGCAUUCCCAGCUCAGAGCGAUUAGAAGCUCUGCGUCGAGAACCCCUAUUUUCUGCUUGG